AUGUCCUCGACUUCAGGAAGACCAUUUGUGCCGUCAUUGGGAAGCGUUUCUGAGGUUGACGGCACUGAUGGAGAAGAUGAGUUCGAGAAAGAAGAGCAACGCGAGGAAAUGGCCGCCCAACACCCAGUGAAGCCCACUUGGAAACAGACAUUCCUCGUCUGUAUUGGAUUGGCCGAUCGGAGAGAUGAUGGUGAGCUAAGAAACCUUUUACAUCCGGAAAGAUACGCGAAUAAUGGAAGAGUUCGCUCCGGUGGCACGCAGACGCACUCAGCUUCGAGGUCUCCCAAACCGUCUCGAUCACCGAGAUCUUCGAGAUCGCCAGGACUGCUUGUGACACAAAGAGAUGACGAUGAUGAUGUCAGUGCUCGAGACGAGUCUUUCCAAACAGCUUCCAGAGGCUCCUCUAAUCGCUUGCAUCCAAAUGAUGGAUCUGAUACAAGCUCGACCCCUCGUUCUGGCUCAAAUCGGGAUAUCAUGACGCCGAUUGCCGAGAUCUCCGACUCUUAUAAAGGAUCACCAAAAGUAUCUCCUCAUCCAAGGGUCACAGACAACCCAGCCUACGACUACAAUCGGUCAUCACGAGAAGAAUUUCCGAGAGAUGAUGCUGAGUCGAGAAGCUCCGGUAGCUCAUCAGUCUCCCAAUCGCACUCACUGCCACCAGGUGUUGAGAUUAGAGAAGGAAUGCUUGCUGGUCCGUCCUCUAGAACAUCGUCUCGAUCCGAUACCAGCUAUCAAAAAGCGGCUCAUUCGUUGCUAGAGCCAGUACUAGCAAAUGCUAGAAAAAGAAGUGACGAGGAGUACCCGCCUCGUCAACCCGACUUCUACAGUUUCGACGAACCGUCACCGUCUCGAGAACGAAUGCAAACACCAUUGGCUCAAUUGUAUGCAAAUCCGCAUAACAGCUACACAUCGGCUAUGAUGAGUCCAAUUAUGGCUGAUUACUCUUUACUUGGUGGAGUGACCACAGAAGAUAGUGAAUCGAAUGAUGAGCACACGCAUUUACUCCCAAUGACAACAAGCAGUGGCAGCUCUGGAAAGAAUCGAAUGAAGACAUCGACCUCGUCCGGCAUGAGACCGCCAAGAUUCCGUAUCUCGACAUCGCCUCUGAGAAAGCGCUUGGAAGAGGAUUCCGACAGCUCAGCGCGACGCUUCGAGAUGCGAAUAGACGAGGAGGGUGCAGGGAGAAAGCAGAGGCGAUCCGGUGAAGAGAGACGAACAUCGAGGGGACGAAGUACACAAGAUCGAUCACCGAUGUCACCCGAAAGAAGUCCCGCCACGAGUGGUUCUCCAACAAAACGAAACGUCACUCAUACGAUUGUU
Mesorhabditis belari is the source of this 1320-nucleotide messenger RNA. Lineage: Eukaryota; Metazoa; Nematoda; Chromadorea; Rhabditida; Rhabditidae. The record is from the annotation of a GenBank genome assembly.